Messenger RNA from Rana temporaria (common frog), 8749 nucleotides. RefSeq names its product inositol polyphosphate-4-phosphatase type I A (gene INPP4A). The record is from RefSeq and is a predicted model, not a curated record. Gene Ontology annotation, molecular function: phosphatidylinositol-3,4-bisphosphate 4-phosphatase activity. The coding region runs from base 290 to 3202 and encodes 970 amino acids. Gene Ontology annotation, cellular component: cytoplasm. The transcript is spliced from 26 exons. Lineage: Eukaryota; Metazoa; Chordata; Amphibia; Anura; Ranidae.
GUCACGGGAGGGGGCGGAGCAGGAAUCUGUGCUGGGGCUGUAUGUUGCUGAGAGGAACGCAUCAUCAACCUGCAAGGAGUGGCAGUUUCUUCCCUGCUGCAAGACAUCCUGAUCUCCCCUGCAACAAGCAGAUCUCCCCCGAGGGAUGGAUGGAUGGAUGGGGCUCAUGCACGUUAUUCUAAAUGAUCGGCUGCAAGAAGGAAAAGUAGCGCUUUUCUGAAGCGUGUGAAAGAUGAGCACAGUCCUAUACAUUUAAAUCAAGUCACUUCUCUGCCCUCCUCAUGUCGAAAUGUCAACAAGACAACGCAGUCCUCGCCAUGGCGCCAGGCCUCACUCCACUUAUGAAGUCACCUCUGAAAUGCUGGGCUUGUCACUGGCUGGAAACUUCCAAGACCCAGAUGAGCCAAUUUUGGAGUUUAGUUUGGCUUGUAGUGAGCUUACUACCCCAUCAUUGGAUCGGAAGCCAAAUAGCUUUGUUGCUGUUAGUGUCACAACCCCACCUCAGGCUUUUUGGACAAAGCAUGCCCAAACAGAAAUCAUAGAGGGAACAAGCAAUCCUAUUUUUCUUAGCAGCAUUGCCUUCUUCCAGGACUCUCUCAUAAAUCAAAUGACCCAGAUUAAGUUGUCUGUGUAUGAUGUCAAAGACCGAUCUCAGGGAACUAUGUAUAUGCUAGGCUCUGGAAAGUUUAUAGUAAAGGAUUUAUUACAUGAGAAGAGCCACAGAUUACACCUGCCACUAUGGUCUGCUGAACAAGAACGUGUAGGUAACAUCACUGUUAUAGGUUGGCAAAUGGAAGAGAAAGUUGAUCAGCGUCCUCCUGUUAAUAGAUCACUGGAUACUGUUAACGGAAGAACUGUAAUUCCAGUUGAUGAAAGCUUAACAGAAUGUUUAGGAAUACGUUCAAAAUAUGCAUCUUUACGGAAAGAUACACUUCUGAAAUCGGUGUUUGGAGGUGCAAUCUGCCGCAUGUACCGAUUUCCUACAACAGAUGGUAACCAUCUGCGGAUACUGGAGCAAAUGGCCGAGAGUGUCCUUUCGUUAAAUAUACCCAGACAGUUUGUAAAACUCCUGCUGGAAGAGGAUGCUGCCAGAGUUUGUGAGCUUGAAGAGCUGGGGGAGCUGUCUCCAUGCUGGGAGAAUCUUCGCAGACAAAUUGUAACGCAAUAUCAGACCAUCAUAUUGACCUACCAAGAGAAUAUGACAAAUCUCCAUCAGUACAAAGGUGUUUCUUUUAAAGCAAGCAGCUUAAAGGCAGAUAAGAAAUUAGAAUUUGUUCCUACCAAUUUACACAUUCAAAGAAUGAGGGUUCAAGAUGAUUCUACAUCAGAUCAAAACUACGAUAUAGUGACAAUAGGAGCACCAGCUGCCCAUUGUCAAGGAUUCAAAUCUGGGGGGUUACGGAAGAUUUUGCACAAGUUUGAAGAAGCAAAAAAAAACAGUUUUGAGGAAAGUUGUACUUCAGCGGGCCCCCAGUCUAUUGUUUACAUACCACAGGACAUUAUCCGAGCCAAGGAGAUCAUUGCUCAUAUCAAUACUCUGAAGACACAAGUCAGUUAUUAUGCAGAAAGGCUUUCAAGGUCAGCCAAAGACAGAUCAGCCAGUGGCAUUGAGCGUACGCUGACGAUUUUGGCAGAUAAGACAAGGCAGCUGGUCAAAGUGUGUGAUUGCAAACUAUUAUCCAGUGCAAUACAAGGACUCAAUGCUGCUAGGCCUGACUACAUUGCUUCCAAAGCUUCUCCUACAUCAGCUGAGGCAGAUCAAGUUAUGCUGAGGAAUGACCAGGAUACUCUAGUGGCGCGAUGGACGGGGCGGAGCAGCAGGUCAUCACUCCAGGUGGACUGGCACGAGGAAGAAUGGGAUAAAGUCUGGUCGAAUGUGGAGAAAAGCCUUGAAUGCAUUAUUCAGCGGGUUGACAAGCUUUUGCAGAAGGAGCGCCUACAAAGUGACAGCUGUGAUGAUGUUUUUCAGUGUGAAAUUAGCUGCACUAGCAAGAAAGGUAAUCCAAGGAGAGCGUAUUGGAUAAACCCAGAGGCCUCUGAUGAUGGGGCUGUGUUGUCAUCCACAUCAUCUCCAUGUCCUGCAUGCCAUCCCUCCCGGUUUACAAAUAGCAGCUUGACUACAGAAGAGGCCGGGCCAGGAGAAUGGAGUGAGGCACUUUACCCUUUACUGAGCACACUAACAGACUGUGUAGCUAUGAUGAGUGAUAAAGCAAAGAAAGCCAUGGUGUUCCUCCUAAUGCAGGACAGUGCUCCCACCAUUGCCCUGUGCUUAAGUCUCCAGUACCGCCGAGAUGUUGUCUUCUGUCAAACAUUAACAGCUCUGAUCUGUGGCUUUAUCAUCAAACUGAGAAACUGCCUCCAUGAUGAUGGUUUUCUCCGACAGCUGUACACAAUUGGCCUGCUUGCUCAGUUUGAAAGCCUCCUCAGCACCUAUGGAGAAGAGCUGGCCAUGUUGGAAGAUAUGAGUUUGGGUAUUAUGGACUUGAGGAAUGUAACGUUCAAAGUCACUCAGGCCAUAUCGAACGCAUCAAGUGAUAUGCUGCCAGUAAUAACAGGAAACCGGGAUGGAUUUAAUGUGCGGAUUCCUCUACCAGGCUCUUUGUUUGAUGUUCUCCCUCGUGAAAUUCAGAGUGGGAUGCUGCUCAGGGUUCAGCCAGUCCUGUUUAAUGUGGGGAUUAAUGAACAGCAGACACUGGCAGAAAAGUUCGGCGAUACAUCCCUGCAGGAAGUCAUAAACAAUGAGAGUUUGGUGCGACUUAAUUCAUAUUAUGAGCAGUUCAAAGAAGUCUUGCCAGAAGAUUGUCUCCCUCGGUCUCGGAGUCAAACAUGUCUUCCCGAGCUGCUCAGAUUCCUAGGACAGAAUGUUCAUGCACGAAAAAACAAAAAUGUUGACAUCCUUUGGCAAGCUGCUGAGAUAUGUCGACGACUCAAUGGAGUUCGGUUUACAAGCUGUAAAAGUGCCAAGGAUCGUACUGCUAUGUCGGUGACACUGGAGCAAUGCCUAAUUUUACAACAUGAACAUGGGAUGGCCCCGCAGGUCUUUACACAAGCUUUGGAGUGUAUGAGAAGUGAGGGCUGUCGCCGAGAAAACACCAUGAAGAACGUGGGAUGUCGCAAAUAUGCAUUUAGCAGUCUGCAGCUGAAGGCUUUCCCAAAGCAUUACAGGCCUCCUGAAGGAACGUAUGGAAAAGUGGAAACUUAGGGUCUCCCAAAUGUUUCCUGGGGUUUUCCAUACAACCUCUCUGUAAAUAUGAAUGAAUUCAUGCAUAUAUAUGACUUAUUUUCUUUUUAUGUUCUUGGAGACGAUGCCUGCAUACACUGAGCAUGCCCUAAAGGAUCAACAUUAGUGUGACUUCUCACCAAGGCUGCUUAGGAUUUGAACACUUGAAUACAAGCUUGUUACCGACUUUCCUAAAGAGUUUGAAGGAGUGAGAGAAAUCUAUUGGCUGCCUUUGCACAUGGUUUUAGUAACUCCCCAUUGAAGAUGCCUGCAGUUAAGGGACACGUAACACAUAGCAUGUUUGGACUGCAGCAGUAUAAUACAGUGGAUCAAACUAAAAUGGCCUCAUGUAUGAAAGUGUGUAUGUAAUAGAACUUGCUUUUAGCGGACUAAGAAAAGUAAGGUUGUUUUUUGUACAUGAGGCCCAUAGUUUUUAUGUAUUUUAAGUAACUUGGAUGAAAUGUAGUUCUUAUUUAAGGUUAUAUUAAACAUACUGUAAUUAAGAAGACAUUGAUUUCUUCAGUUUUUCCACACAAGUUUUUUCUUGUGUUUCACACAAACAAUUUUUUGAAAGGUAGUUCAUUUUAAUUCAUGCUCAAUAGUAGUUAUAGCUCAUUAACUUCUGUGUUCUAAAGCUCCCACUUAAAAGAUGGAUGGAAUAACUCAUAAAUACUAUGAAUGAAAUACUUAUCACAAGUGUCAUCUAUGUAAACUAUACAGACAUUAGGGGGCACUUCCUUUUUGUGCACUAAAAUUUAGCAAAUAAUCCUAUUACCCCCCCUUUUCCUUGGUUUUGGAUUGGCCUGUAAAGUGAAAUUUCCGUAUAUACAUGAUUGCCUAAUAAUGGGUGUGUGAGUAAAAACGGUAGACUGGUAAUUAUGGCAUAUCUAGCAUAUCUAAAUCUAGAUUACUACUGCUCUAACGCCUCACCUUCAACAGUCAUGUGGCAUUGUUGAUUUCCUAAAGCUGAACUCUAGGCAAAUGGAUAAAUACACACGUGAAACACAUAUAAAAGAUCUGUUUCGCCUGUCUUAUAAUUUGUAUUUCUGUCCAUCCAAUUCUAAGAUUCAAACAGCCCUGCUAUACAGCACAGUCAGAUGACACUAUAUUCUCUAUUAUAGUUGGGUUAUCCUUUUGUUCAGUAUGCUUUCCUCUCCUGUCAGCAUGUUCAUUGCUAUUGUAUAUUUGCAUGCAGCACAACUUGACAGGCUUGCAGGCCUUUCCUUUCCCAAUCUGAAUGGUGCGCUAUAGGAGAUUGCAAAAAGUCCAAUUCAUAUAUUUAAUAGUAGUUGCAUUUAAAAAAAGCUUUAAUGAUUUAUUAAUGAAUACACAGCUGCAUUAAUGCUUCUUUAUUGUAUCUACCUGGAGUUCAGCUUUAAAAUUUUACAAAUGAAAUGGUGCCAGAUAGUCACAAUUGCAAUGCAAUUUAUAACACUGAAAAUCUGACUAUUCUUUAAGGGGCUCUUCAUUAUAAAGUAGAAAACGCCCCCCAUGAUCCCUCCAAAUUGUCUUGCAACAAGCAGAUGAACUGUUUGCUAGUGUGUUAGUAUGCCCCCCCCCCCCCCAGCCACACGGCACUGAUACGUAUGAUGAUGUCAAUUGUGGCGAAGAGGAAGAAAUUGCCAUGUUGAUUCAAUGUCAGUUCCCACUUUUUUUUGCAUUUCAUAAAUGGUGCUUCUGGUUAGCAACCCAACAUAAACAUUCAAUUCGGAGAAGUGAAUUCUCAGUGCUAUUUUCCUAGAUCUGGAUUGAACUAAUGGGAGAGGAAGGGUGAUGACAUAUGGAGGGGAUUGUUCUCUAAUAGUUAAGCGUUUGGACCCAAUGUAUGCUGAAUCAGGUGGAGCUAAAUAAAGUUAGAACUCUUUAAAAAAUAACCGCAAAUAAAUUAAAAAAAGAGAAUAUAAAUAAGUAAAAUACAGAUGAGAUGUAGUACAGCAUAUUUUUUUUAGAGAGAAAAUAUGCAUUUUCUUUUAAUAUAUUUAACCACAAAUAACAGACAUAGGAGCAGUAAAAUGUUGUGCUGUUGGCCAUUAAUAAAACUAUAUAAAUGUGAAAUUGCUGACAUAACAUUUGUUAGAUAAUUCAAAUUCUAAAUUUAAAAAAUAUGUUGGUAUACUUCAAUGUCAUGAUGAUGAAGUCUAACAACUUUAAAGGUAUGAAUUUUAAAUCUGUUCAGGUAGUAAAAUGUAUUGUAGCCAUGAAAAAUGUAUUUUUUAGAAUAGUAAAUUAAUAGGUGUGUGUUCUAAAUUGCAGCAAGUCUGUUAGUCUACUUAAUUUCCUGUCUGGAAGAGAUCCAGCUCUUUCCCUCCCACCCUGACUGUCCCAGGCCCACCCUUUUCAUUCAUUGAGUUUCGGUUAUUCCAAUCCUAGAGGAUCAGCAUCACAUUUGGCCAUUACCACAGCUUACUGUUUUCAGGAAGUUAUGUAGACCUCCCUGCUGAUCUUGCAUUGUAUAGAGAAGCAAAUGGACAUGGUGAUGAUACCACAGGCUCUGAAAUAGAAGGUAUGCAAUAAAAUAGAAGGUUUUCUUUAUUAUCAUUAACUUGAUAGACUUGGAUAUGGAGAGGUUGGAAAAAACAGGGAAAGCAAAAUAUAUGCAGAUUAUGAUUUGAGGAAUAUUUCUAUCAACUAGAAGCACUAAUUAUUGUUGAUCAGGACAUAAAUAAGACUGUAGUGGGUUUAAGAUAAGGAAAAAUCUUUCCGUGUAUGCCCACCCAUAAUUUUUUAUUUUUUUUAUAUCUUGGUAAUAUUGCAUUUUGUCUCUCCAAGCUGAUUAUUGUAUUGCCUAUAUAAAAUGUUUGCCAUAUUAAUACUGCCCAAAACAUGUCCGAGUUUAUGUUCUGUAAACAAUAGCAAGUAAUGCUGCCAGAAAAGGUAUGAGUAUAAAAUGAGACAAUGUGCUUUAGAGAUUCCCUAAGGAUUUUGAAAUUGUGACACUUCUCAGUAGCCAAGUGCAAGAGCAAAAACCUUGAAAUUAGGCUGAUUUUCUUGCCUGCUACCAACAGGUUUAUAGGACGUAGUGUCCGAACAUGGCAGUAUAAUAAUGAAACAAAUAAGAGGUUUAGGAUUUUUAAGAUAAGACUUGAAUGCAUACCAGAGGAACAAGGGUGGGGGGGGGGGGGUUUACUAAAACAGGCGCAUGCGGAAUCUGGUGCAGCUGUGCAUAGUAACCAAUCGGCUCCCAGAUCUUUUUGGCAAAGCUUCAUUGAACAAGCUAAUGGUAGAAGCUGAUUAGUUAGUAACAGAUUAUGUGUGCACCAGUUUUAGUAAAUAUCCCCCAUAAUGUUUUAACAUAAAAAAAAUAGUUCUAGGAAAAUAUUGUAUAUGAUGCUCAUUUCUAUAUUGGGCUUAACAGAGCAAUUUUUGUCCGUUUAUGUUUUUUGAACUUCAUUUUAAGUAUAAAAAAAAAACAUUAGGCUAAAAGCAUGCAUAUUUAUUUUGCAACAAUUCAAAAUGUAUAUAAUUUGGAAUUUGUCAUCGAGUAUUAUUAGGGUAUUCAUUUCGGAUAUGCAUAUUGUAGCAGUUGGAGACCCCAAAGUGGAAGAAUUGAUAGCACUGCUGUGUUUUUCUGUCUUUCGAAUGUAGACAAGGCUAUUGACCUUUCACAGUCAUACACCGCAUGUUCAGUUGUGUGUGUGUGUGUGUGUGUGUGUCAUUCAAGUCAUUCAUCAAUAGCUAGCAAACUCCCAUUAAGUUUUUUGUAGAGUAUUUUUUUGAAACAUAAAAUUAUAUAAAAUCUGUAAAUGAUGUCCACCAAAUAAUGAAAGGAAUCUAUAUUGAAUAAGAUUAUAUUUAUGGAAAGUAGGCCUUUUGGAGGGAAAAAAUCUAUUUAUUGUCAUAUGGAACCGUGUAUGUAUAUGUAAGUAAAAAUAUACCUGUGGCCAAUGCUUUAGAAUCCUCAUGAUUCUCCUCUUUUGAGUCUGAUGACUGAGGGACAGGGGUUAGUAUUGGCCUGAAAUAGGCUUUAAAUAUCGUUUGAUAAAACAUUGGGAAAGACUAAAUUCACCGUGACAAAAACAUAAAUUCCAGAACUACAGACUAAUAAAAUAUGUAUACAUAAUAUAAAGUUAUCUUAAAAAAAAGUCUCCAAGGACUAAUAAUAGUACGUGUUUUCCACACUUCCAGGUGCAAAUUUAGUGGAAAUAUACAAAUGAUCACAAAUUAAAUUGGAAUAAAUACAAUAACUGAAAACAUGCAUUAUUUGUUUCUAGUCACCAGUCUAAGAAAUUGCGGGUCUCUUUCAAACUACCUGAAAGGAAAACUGUGACCACAAAUCAAAUUUUUCCCCUUCAUUUUGUCCAUUAGUGUUGGAAAAUGAAAAGGUGAAGUCAUACGUAACACAGGGUUUCUUUAGAAAGCAUCCUUAAAUAUCUUUGGAGCCAAGCUCCACUGGACACCUCCUAUAUCCGUCAUAGUCUAGAUUCUAAAUGUGGUAUAGAUAUACCAAUUUCUCUUUCCUAAGAACAUUUAUGCAGCUAACUUUCUUCGUACAUUCUAUAAAUGCCAAUGCAAAAUAAAUGUCUUAUUUUCAUAUAAACAACCAAUGUGCAUUAAAUAUAGCCUAGUCAUAAUACCACACAGACAACAUUUAGUUUUCCUUAAUUUGUAUUUAUUUUUUACUUUGGAAAUGCCAGAAUACAUGGGUCUCUUUGUUAUAGCAGUUUAUAUUGUGCAGACAAGUAAUUUAUGAAACCGCCUUGUUUGUUACUGACUUAUAUGAAAAAAAGGGACUUGGUAACCAUAUAGCUAGCCAGUCUAUUGGUAGCCAUUUAGGAUUGUCCUUAUCUUCUGUCAGUAGUCGGUGUCUACUAAUUUGUACAAUUAUCCCAAACUUUUCUCACGUGUUAUCACACAUAGGUGUGUGUUUUGUGAUGAGUACAUCUGUUAAAUGUCACCCGAUGCGCUUGGUAGUGGGGCAGUUAAGAGGUUCUGACAUAAAUGAAGUAUCAUGUGAUGCUUAUUGGUGGCUGACAAUCUCUAUAAUAGGUUUGGGAUUCAGGCUGUAUAUCUGUGAUGUACAAACUCCUUUGCUCCAAAAUGACUCUGGUUUGUACAAGGUAUGCACCAGCUUGGCAGCUGUAAUUUAUCUUAAUUAUUACUGUAAGACCACCUACAUACAGUCUGGGAUGUCAGUGUUCACAUUUAAAGUGAAAAGGGGGGGGGGGGGUAAUACAAUAAUUGCUUGUAGGUCCCUGCUUUAAAGUCUGAUAAUGUUUGAGGUCCAGGAGUGAUCAUGGAGCCUCCCAUCCUUUGCCCCUCUGAAAAGCAGGAGAAAUUCCAAGGUCUACAGGGUCUUGUAGAGGUGGGAAUGUUAACUUGGUCAUGUUUUGUAAACUUGUAAAGAUAUUGUAUGAUACCGUUUUCAUUUUUUUUUUAGGCUUUUAUACUUGCAAAGCACUAUUCACUUUUUAAUGUAUUUAAUUUUGCCAGUAUUAUGUAUAUGGUUACCAUAGUAAUAUUUUAUCUCUGCUCUGUGUAAUUGCUGUAAAUGUGCUAAUAUUGAAAUAAACGGCUGUCACAUGUCCUUUA